UUGAUAACAUUUAUAUUAAAACAUGAAUUUCAUAGAAUUAAAUAAAGAUUUCAAUCACAUGACUGUAUACGUGUACUAAUUCACGUAUUGGAUCAGAAGACACACCUUCCGUGACGUCAGAACUUGCGAAAUAUACAGCUUUUAAAAAGUACCUCCCUACGUCAUCAGACGUCACUUUGGAAAUCUGGUGGAUCGUAGAGUCUCGCUUAUCUUAUCCGAAGAAAAUGGCAAGUAAGGAUAAAAGAGCUAAGAUCGAAGCUCUGACUCGAGAUCUUGUGCUGCCAAAUGAUACUCUUAAGAAAGUGAGCAACAUCCUCCUCCAUAAUUUCAAUUGUGGGCUGAAAGGCGAUACUACUGUCAAUGGAACAUUAAAAAUGUUAAUAACUUAUGUCCGAGAUGUCCCUAAUGGAUCUGAACAAGGAAAAUUUCUGGCUUUGGAUCUUGGAGGAACCAACUUUAGAGUACUACUUAUUGAGUUGGAAAAAGAUAGUUUUAUGAUGGAUAAUGAAAUCUAUGCCAUACCAGAAUAUAUAAUGUUGGGAAGUGGAACGCAACUCUUUGAUCAUAUUGCUGAUUGUCUAAAUAAGUUCAUAAAAUCUAGAUCACUGCCAAAUAACUUGCCAUUAGGAUUUACAUUCAGUUUCCCUUGUAAACAAGAAGGUCUCACAAAGGCUAAACUGAUAACAUGGACCAAAGGAUUUAAAUGUACAGGAGUAGAAAAUGAAGAUGUUGUUCAAUUAUUAAGAGAUGCCAUGGGUAGAAAGAAUGUUCAUAUUGAUGUUGUAGCAGUGGUAAAUGACACUACAGGAACGUUGAUGUCUUGUGCUCAUAAAAAUCCAAAAUGUAGAGCUGGAAUUAUAGUUGGUACUGGAACUAAUGCUUGCUAUAUGGAACGGUUAGAGAAUGUGAAAUUAUGGGAUGGAGCUAGUGAUGAACCACAACAAGUAAUAAUUAAUACAGAAUGGGGUGCUUUUGGUGAUAAUGGAUGCCUUGAAUUUAUUCGCACCAAAUAUGAUAAAGAAGUUGAUGCAGCUUCUUUAAACCCUGGAGUGCAACUAUUUGAAAAAAUGAUAUCUGGAAUGUAUAUGGGAGAAAUUGCUCGAAGGGUUUUUAUUGAUGCAAUCAACCAGAAACUUUUAUUUGAUGGCAAAACAACAACAAAAAUGAACACACCAUAUGCUUUUAAAUCAAAAUAUAUAUCUAUGAUUGAAAGUGAUCCAAAGAAUAGCUAUUUGCAAACAAAACAAGUUCUUGAGAAGAUGAAUAUCUUGGGAGCCAGAGAGGAAGAUUUUGAGUGUAUGAAAUUAAUUUGUGCGAGAAUCUCGGUUCGUGCAGCUCAUCUUGUAUCUGCUGGAAUUGCAACAAUUCUAAACAGAAUGCAACGACCUCACACAACAGUAGGAGUUGAUGGCUCCGUGUAUAGAUAUCAUCCACACUUUCAAAGACUUAUGGAAGAAAAAGUUGCAGAAUUAACAAAUCCUGAAUAUAAGUUUGAUCUAAUGUUAUCAGAAGAUGGAAGUGGUAGAGGUGCAGCACUGGUAGCUGCAGUUGCAGUAAGAACAGAGAAAAAAUAAUUGAUUUUCUGAAGAAUUAUUAGAAAUUAUUUUAAGCAUUUAUUAGGAAAAUAUUUAAAUCUGUAAUCUUUAUUGACCAAACGAGUACAUUGAGGACGACAGAACAGUAUUUAGUCCAUCCACUAUUUUAUCUCUUGACCGACAUUGGUGCAUCUAAUAAGUUUGAAAUUAUUUAUAUUUUUGGAAUAUUUAUUAUUUGACAUUCUUAAUUUAUAAAUACUUUAAAUAGCUGUGAUGUUUUUCCCCUUUUUCCGAUUUGGCCGCGAAAAAUUUUAUCUAGUGUUAAUUUUAAGAAGUAGAUUCAACGAGACGCACAGUAAUUAUUUUAUCAACGGUAAUUUAAAAUUUUAUUUGAUCUACACAGAUAAAGUAUUUCGCGGAUCCAGAUCUUGUUUGUGUGCAAAGAAAAGCAGAUGAAUGUGAAUACAUAUAAUAUGUUCUUAAUGUUAUUGGAAUCUUCCAAGUUGCAUUUAAAAGUUUGAAGUCUACGAACUGUUCCGUCUUCAAAAUAUGUAUUGGAUGUAGAUAACUUAAUUAUAUAUAAAAGCAUUGUUAAUGGUGCAAUAUCCACUAUUAAACUUUUGUAGAUUUAUGGAUUGUAUAUAGAAUUUUAUUUUAAGUUUGAUAGGUUAUGUUAUAUAUUGUCUAAAAUUUAAUUUCAAUAAACUUAGGUAUAUAAUAUAUAUUAUGUAUAUAUUAUAUAUAAAUAGAUGCAACUAUAUUGAAAUGUAUUCAAUUAAUUGUGUUUUAAUUGUUUAUUAAUUAUUGUUUAUAGUGAGUUAUGCUGUAAAGCAUUUUGGAAGCCAACUUUUUUUGGUUUCUGAAGAAAAAAUUUAUUAAAAAGUAUAUUAUUUUAAAAAACUAAGUGUCAUUAACUUGCAUUUUCCUCUAAUAUUUUUAAUUCUUAUUUUAUAUCAUUAAUUGAAUAAUGUAUAAAGUUUUGGGAGCUAAACUACUGAUUGAUGUGAGAGAGAGAGAUAUUUUACAGACUAGAAAGCUCUAAAAAACACAUAAAAUUGACAUAUUAUAGUAAAAAAAAAUCUUUAAUGAAUGAACUUUUUUUUAUUAAUGAACUAUUUAAUGAACUAUUUAACUGAAAUUUUGUACACCUGCAGUUGAAAAUUGCUAUGUGAAUUAAAAUUUCAAUUUAUAAGACAGCA
This is a messenger RNA of Centruroides sculpturatus (bark scorpion), 2734 nucleotides long. Its product is annotated as hexokinase-1-like. Lineage: Eukaryota; Metazoa; Arthropoda; Arachnida; Scorpiones; Buthidae. The transcript has 10 exons. Bases 225 to 1574 code for a protein of 449 amino acids. Gene Ontology annotation, biological process: glycolytic process; glucose 6-phosphate metabolic process; intracellular glucose homeostasis. The record is from RefSeq and is a predicted model, not a curated record. Gene Ontology annotation, cellular component: cytosol; mitochondrion. Gene Ontology annotation, molecular function: fructokinase activity; ATP binding; D-glucose binding.